Suillus fuscotomentosus is the source of this 951-nucleotide messenger RNA. RefSeq lists its product as uncharacterized. The transcript has 6 exons. Gene Ontology annotation, biological process: fungal-type cell wall (1->3)-alpha-glucan biosynthetic process. Gene Ontology annotation, molecular function: alpha-1,3-glucan synthase activity. NCBI's taxonomy places the organism in Eukaryota, Fungi, Basidiomycota, Agaricomycetes, Boletales, Suillaceae. Gene Ontology annotation, cellular component: fungal-type cell wall. The record is from RefSeq and is a predicted model, not a curated record. Bases 1 to 951 code for a protein of 316 amino acids.
AUGGGUUCUCCUGUGUCUUACUUCGACUACAUGUCACCCGUUCCCUAUUGUCUACUCUUUAUAUCGCUCAUGUUCUCCAUGAUUGUGAUGUUGAUGUCUGGCUCAAGCGUGAUACAUUGGCUGCACGCCAAUCGGCACUGGACUCAAGAACAACUCAAGCAAGGCAACUACUUCGUCUUGUCCUACCUGUUUGUCGAUAGUCACGCCUAUAUCCUUUGUCGCUUUGUCAUCCUGAAGCAAAGGGCCAAGCCACUCUUCGACACAAUCCAGCGCCAGUGUGAGGCAUGUGGAGAAAUCACUGGACGAAAUUCACAUGCAGCUGGCGGACUCGAAGAAGAUAAAUUUGAUUUGUUGGCGAAUCGUUCGUCGAAAGGAACCCGAAACCAAUUCAAUUCUGAUACUUUCUGGACGGGACAACAUCUCAUAGUACAAUAUUGGAGUGGUGUCGCGACUACCUCCAGCGUCGUCAUGCAUGCAGGUUUGAACUACAAGCAGCAGUGUCGCGUUCCCCAGUUCCUCGCUCGAGGUCCUUUCAAUGACUGGGGUUAUGACCAGGAUAUCUCCAGUGCGAUGAACCUAGUCAGCGAUGGCACUUGGGAGCACGAAAUCAUGGCUGCAUGGCCAACAUACCUGCAACUCAAUGUGUUUGGGUAUGAUGAUUACUACUACAGUGACGUCGAUGGGGACGGCAUUAUGGAUCGGCUACCACCUAACAGCAUUGCGCACAACUACCUGAACUUGUCGGCUCCCCCUUAUCCUGCGCUCACAUGGGCACUCAUCGUUGAUGAUGCCACGUUGGAGUGGACUCUUGAGCCUCGUGGCCAUGCUUCUCAUUGUAAGGAUUACCGAGCGGUUGAUGCCGGAAAUAGCCGAAGUACCGCUUACCUCUACCAUCAUCAUCGAAAUCUUCAACAUGGACCUCGUCUUCAUCCUAUCGUCAUUCCCCAUUAA